This is a messenger RNA of Scomber scombrus (Atlantic mackerel), 2746 nucleotides long. Its product is annotated as major facilitator superfamily domain-containing protein 12-like. The record is from RefSeq and is a predicted model, not a curated record. Gene Ontology annotation, cellular component: membrane. The coding region runs from base 90 to 1544 and encodes 484 amino acids. Lineage: Eukaryota; Metazoa; Chordata; Actinopteri; Scombriformes; Scombridae. The transcript has 11 exons. Gene Ontology annotation, molecular function: symporter activity. Gene Ontology annotation, biological process: carbohydrate transport.
GGAGCUCGGUAUUAACCGUCAGCCGCGUUUACCCAGCUGAUGACAGCCAGUGUUGGGAUAUUCAUUUUAAAGCGUCUUUUCCCGUCACCAUGUCGGACACUGAGAGGUCUCUACCCGCCUUCAGAAAGCUGAGCUAUGCGGUGGGACACUUUCUCAACGACCUGUGUGCCUCAAUGUGGUUCACAUACCUGCUGGUGUUCUACCAUUCAGUGCUGGGCUUCCAAAACACAUAUGCAGGUGUGCUGCUGCUGGUGGGUCAGAUAGCUGAUGGUAUCUGCACGCCUCUUAUCGGCUACGAGUCUGAUCAAGCACCCGGCUGUGGAAACUACGGCAAGAGGAAGAGCUGGCAUUUAGUAGGGACCGUGUCCGUGCUGCUGUCCUUCGCCUUCAUCUUCAACCAGUGUCUGGGCUGCGACUCCUUCACCCCCCAGUGGGCCAGUUUGACCUACUUCGUCCCGUUCAUCAUCAUCUUUCAGUUCGGCUGGGCCGCCACUCAGAUCUCCCACCUGUCCCUCAUUCCAGAGCUGGUCACCUGCGAGCACGCUAAAGUAGAGCUCACCGCAUACAGGUAUUCCUUCACAGUGAUAGCCAACAUCACAGUGUACGCAGUGGCUUACCUGCUGUUCCACGUGCACGCCAGACAGGGUGAAGACGCGCUCAGCGAUGAACUGGGACCAGUAGACAUCCCCGUCUUCAGGAACCUGGCGUUGAUCGUGCUGGGCAUCGGCGCUCUCUUCUCCAUUUUCUUCCACCUGGGCACCACUGAGAAGAGACCUGGAGCAGGAGAGGAGACUGGAGGAGGGAGGACGGAGGAGGAAGAGGAGGAGGGUGAGCGGAGGCCUCUGCUUCCUCGCCCCAAGACCACCUCCUCCUUCCUGCAGUGGAAGUGCUGGCUGCGGCAGCCGUCUUUCUACCAGGUGGCCUUACUCUACAUGUCCACCAGGUUAAUAGUCAACCUGUCUCAGAGCUACAUCGCCAUGUAUCUCCUCAACACUCUGGGGCUACCAAAGAAUUUCAUAGCGACUAUCCCAUUAGUGAUGUACGUGAGCGGCUUCCUGUCCUCCUUUAUAAUGAAACCUGUCAGUAAACUCAUUGGGAAAUCUCUCACCUACUUCAUGGGCCUGCUGCUGAUCAUGGCUUUCUCCUACUGGGUGCUGCUGGAUAAGAAUAUGGGCCAGCGGGUGUACGGGGCGGCCGUGCUGCUGGGGGCGGGGUCAGCUACCAUCCUGGUCAUAUCACUGGCCAUGACGGCUGAACUCAUCGCUGAUCAGACGCAAAGUGGAGCGUUUGUGUACGGAGCCAUGAGCUUCACUGAUAAACUGGCUAAUGGAGCUGCUGUGAUGAUCAUCCAGGCCAUGCAUCCUUGCCACACCGUGGGGUGUUGUCCGGACUGUGUGUGGUUUUAUCACAACGUCAUGGUCAUAGUGACGGGAGGCGUGGCCAUCGUCGCUGCUCUGGCGCUCUGCUCCAUUCUCAUCUGGCCAAUCAAGAUCAGACCACGUGGUGUGUCUGCAGUCUCAGAUGACACAGGCACAAUCAACUAACCCCCCCCCCUCCCAGGCCUUCCAGACAACUGACACCCGAGCAGCAGCAACAAAAACACAAACUACAGACAGGAGAACUUUCACUUUAGUUUCUCCUUCAGUUUCAUGUUGAGUGUUUUUCAGGGAAAAGCUCGAUCAGAUCAGACAUCCUGAUUGGCUGCUCAAAUAAAAAAAAACUGCUGCACUUAAUAAGAGACAGAUGUAGCACUUGUGACGGUGCUGCAGGAGCAACUAAAAGGAACUAAGGGAGCUCAGGAGGGACAUUUACUUUAUUUUGACACUUCUCUGACGACUGCAGGCAUUUCCAACCUGGACCUUGUUUUCCCAUCAUACACAGUGACUCAGGAUGCCACAUAUAGAAUCUUUUAAUUUGAUAAUUGUUAAAAAUCAACAGUGUUCAGUUUAUUUUCAAUACAGGGUAAUGAUAUAUAACUCAUACUAUAAAUAAGUCAGAUUCAGGUGUCUUGGCACCAGGCUUCAUAAAACUUCAUACAAGGAGAACACAAUCUCCAACUGAACUGUACAUAGCACGAGUUGCAUUAUGGGUAAUGUAGGCACCAGGUUUUAACAAGAAAGAGGAAUGCGUGGAGUAAAAAGUAGAAUAUCUCUAGUUCUGGUUCUGCUGCACAAACUUAAAUGAAAAAACAAACUAUUCACCAUGAGUCAGACACUAAACGUGACACUAAGCUGGUGCAGUACCGUUUUUUUUUGGUAAAUAAGCAAUAAGGAGCUUUUUGGUGCAGUGAAGCAGUUAAAGGGAAUGUUGAUAAAAUGACAGAAUUUUGGAAAAUGAUGAAAAAACAAGGUCCAGGUCCAUAAUUUAGAGCAUAAGAGGAGAGAUUGGGAACAAAUAGACAUGUAGAGCUCUUACUUUACAUUAGAGUGAAUUAUUGAAUAAGAGGGACGGCUGCUAACUGAUGUCAGAGCCAAAACAAACUAAGAAAAAAAGGAUGGAGAAAAAAAAGGAUGAUGAAGGGAACCAGAUAUAUCAGAUAUUUGGCGUAUUCCUGCGGUGCAACAUCUGGUAACAUCUGCUGGUGAGUUAUCAUGGAAGAAGACUACAAGCAUGAUGAUUUUCGACAUAAAGACUUUGAUGAGGCAUUGAUCGACCACUACAUUCACAGUCAGACUGAUGGACCGACUCCUGAAUCCACAGGUCAAGGCCUCGCUGCGACACGCACACACACACACACACACACACA